UGUAAAGUGCGUAUCGCACUUGCGCGCACCUCGCGGCUUGACAAGAACACGAUGGCCAGACGUCUGGCGCUCGUGACCGGCGGAAGCCGGGGCAUUGGCCGCGCGAUCGCCCAGCAGCUGCACCACGACGGGUGGCAGGUCGCCAUCACAUCGCGCUGCGCAGACCGCGCGGCUGCGGCAGCAGCGUCGAUCGCGCCGGAUGUGCUGGGCGUCGCCUACGAAGCCAGCGCACCGGGCAGCGCCGAGGCCACGCUCCAAGCGCUGCAUGCGUUGAGCGGCGGCGUGCCCGUCACGGGCCUUGUCACUGCAGCGGGGAUCACGCACAACAGCCUUCUUCUUCGGCUACGCGAAGACCAAGCACAGUCGCUUGUCGCGACAAACCUUCUUGGCCCGCUCUUCAUGGCCAAGGCCGUCGCGAAAGGCAUGCUGAAGCAGCGCACGGGCAGCAUUGUCACACUAGGCAGCGUCGUCGGCGCGCGAGGCAACGUCGGGCAAGCCGCGUACGCAGCCUCCAAGGCCGGCCUUCUUGGCGUCACAACGACGCUCGCCAAAGAGCUCGGACCCAAGAACAUACGCGUCAACCUCGUCGAGCCAGGCUUCAUUGCCACCGACAUGACCCAAGAGCACAUGACCCAAGAUGCCCGGGCUGCGACGAUUGCGCUCACGUCGCUGCGGCGGCUUGGCACGCCCGACGACGUUGCGCAGCUCGUCGCCUUCCUCUUGAGCGACCGCGCGAGCUACAUCACGGGCCAGUGUCUUCGCGUCGACGGCGGCCUCGUCAUGUAAUCGCGUUGAACUUGGCACAUGGCUCCAUCUGUGUUUUGCAUUCGGCACGUGAAUGCCGAAUUUAGUGCCGCCCGCCGCCAGCGACGUCAACAAGCACCGUAAAAUAGGUGCGGUAUCCACGAUGCGCGAGCGUAGGUACACCUGCCGUGGCUACCCGCCAUGGGUCCAGUCCGCCCAUACAAGGAUCUACAUCCAUCAAUGGUGGUGGCUCUUAGUUACCUACGCCUGACGAGGUUGAUCCGUCGGUCGCCAAAUAUGUGCAAAGUAAGACCUUUGCCAAAGAAUUCACUUGGCAGCGCAGCCGUCGAAUCCGGUCUCGUUCGUAUCGAGCGUCACGGCUACCGCUAAGUAGCAAUCCUACGGCGCACGACGCGCUACAAGCGAC
Messenger RNA from Saprolegnia diclina VS20, 1171 nucleotides. RefSeq lists its product as hypothetical. Gene Ontology annotation, molecular function: oxidoreductase activity. The record is from RefSeq and is a predicted model, not a curated record. Bases 52 to 786 code for a protein of 244 amino acids. The transcript is spliced from 2 exons. NCBI's taxonomy places the organism in Eukaryota, Oomycota, Saprolegniomycetes, Saprolegniales, Saprolegniaceae.